UGUGUGUGUGUAUUUGUGCAUCUUUCUUUACAGUAAAUGACACCUGCAUUGAUAUUGUGUUAUUUUUUUAAAGUGUAUAAAUACUUUUUAGCGCCAUGUGUGUAAAUAUAGUAUAUGCAAUUUAUAUACAAGUUAUUGUAGAAGAUAUCAACAUAAUACUGAAAAAUACUGUAGUAAAUAACAUUCACAUAUUAAAUAUGAGCAUUAUACAGUUCUUCAGAUGUUCACACUAACACUCUGGAGAUCAAAGGGACACGCGUGUCACUGGGCCACACCCCCUUAGACCAGCCCUCCCUGCUUAUUGGCAGUCAGGACAGGGUCACGCCCACUUAUCCAGCCCUCUCUGCUGAUUGGCUGAAAGGUCAGCAAUAAAAACCCCAAAUAAUGGGGCCACAGACACUUGCCGUCAUCUGAACGCAGGAGGAGGACAGACAGGCUGCGUUUACUCAGCUUCACCAUCCAUGUUUCUUCAGUAAGUUUUCAUGAAUCUCAGCUGGAGGGAAACCCCUUGUGGAUUUACAGCCAGAUCAGAACUGUCGAGAUGAUCAGAGUUCUGCUGGUUCUGCUGCUGCUGGGGUCCGUGGAGGGCAGGAGGGUUCGGGGUCAGCGGACUCAGAGCCGCCAGACGGACACGCCGGAGAGUUUUCCUCUGGAUUUCACAGCUGUGGAGGGAAACAUGGACAGUUUCAUGACUCAGGUGAAAAACUUGGCUCAAUCCCUCUAUCCCUGCUCAACUCAGAAACUGGACCAGGAGAUGAAGCUUCAGUUCUUGAGGAACUCGUCGGUCACCUGUAACGAUGGCUCACCUGCUGGUUACUACAUAAAGGAGUCCCGAGGCAGCCGGAGGUGGCUGAUGUUCCUGGAGGGUGGAUGGUACUGCUUCAGCAAACACACCUGCGACAGCAGAUACGAGACCAUGAGACGACUCAUGAGCUCCAGUAAAUGGCCUCCGACCAGGACAGGAACAGGGAUUCUGUCUCCUCAGCCGGAGGAAAAUCCACACUGGUGGAACGCAAACAGAGUGUUUGUGCCGUACUGCUCCAGUGACGUGUGGAGCGGAUCAUCAGCAAAGACAGACCAGAAUGAUUACGCGUUCAUGGGUUCUCAGAUCAUUCAGGAGGUCAUAAAGGAGCUCGUGACUAAAGGACUCGACAGUGCUAAAGUCCUGCUGCUGGCCGGGAGCAGCGCCGGCGGGACAGGCGUCCUGUUGAACGUGGACCGUGUGUCGGAGCUGCUGAAGGAUCUGGGUCACGGCUCUGUUCAGGUCCGUGGGCUGGCAGACUCAGGCUGGUUUCUGGAUAAUAAACAGUACCGCUGCAGCGACUGCAUCGACACCAUCAGCUGCGCGCCGACCGACGCCAUCAAGAGAGGAGUCCGGUACUGGCGCAGUGUGGUUCCAGAGCGCUGCAGUGAAGCCCAUGGUGGCGAGGACUGGAACUGCUUCUUCGGCUAUAAGGUUCAUCCAACACUGAAGAUGCCGGUGUUUGUGGUUCAGUGGCUGUUCGACGAGGCUCAGCUGACAGUUGAUAAUGUCCAUCUGACGGGUCAGCCGGUGCAGGAGAGCCAGUGGCGAUACAUCCAGAACCUGGGCAGCGAACUCAGAAACACCCUCAAAAACGUCCCGGCCAUGUUUGCUCCCGCCUGUUUGUCCCAUGAGAUCAUCACUAGAAGUUACUGGAUGGACAUCCACGUGAAAGGUACCUCGCUUCCACGAGCGCUCCAGUGCUGGGACCGCAGCCUCCGUAACCAUGGCAACGGCAGCAGCGUUCAGGCUCCGCCCAGGGGCUGCCCCCUGCACUUGAUUGACAGCUGUCCGUGGCCCCACUGCAACCCCACGUGCCCCACGAUCAGAGAGCAGCUGACGGGGCAGGAGAUGAGCGUCAUCCAGUUCCUCACACACCUGGGCUUCGACGUGCAGCGCAUGGCACAACAGCAGGGCAUGGAGCCCAACAAACUACUGGGCAUGCUCAGUAACGGCACCUGACACGGAGACCACACAAAGAGCCUCGUAAAGUGCAAUGCAUUUGACGACAUACUCAAGUCCUACUCAUGUUUUCUCAAAGGUCCGGCCCUGUUCGUGAUCAGUUAGGGUGUGCUUUUCUAUAGACUGAAUAAUAAGCAGUGCAGGAAAUGAACUUCUCCAUUAAGAGGCGAUAUUUGCCCUCUUAAAUUGACUUCCAGGGGCAUUUUGACCUUUAUGAGGGCAGCUUUUCUAACCUUUUUAAAUGUGUGCGUCCCUUUAACUGACGCUAUAGGCUGUUAUCAAAUGUAUUCAGUAUCGACUGUCACUAGGAUGUAUUUACAGAGUGCAUUUACGCUGCAGUUACAAUUGCAUCAAUAACGUUAUGAGAGUAAUGUAGAUUAAUGAAUACUGAAAUACAAAACGUUGAAAUUGUACUUUAAAUAUGAAACUGAAACCUGCCUGUAGGUGUCUUAAUGAGUGAGUCAUUGAUUCAUUCACUCAACCAAUUCAUUCGAAACAGCUGAUUCUUUCAGGAACGAAGCAAGUAACUUUCUUUAUGAAUGAGUCAUUGAAUCAUUGACUCAACCGAUUCGUUCAAAAACGCAGGAUCAUUCAGGAACCGAACAUGACCCUGGAACUAUUUUCGUUGGUGGAAUAGAGUAAAAACGGUCAAUAUUGACAAAAUUGUGUCUAAAAUGUAUAUCACUUUUAAUAUUAACUUAGCAGACUAUUUUUAAGUAAUUUAUUAAUUAUAUACCUUUUGAUAAAGUAUAAAAUAGUGACAGUAUUUCAUAUAGAAGUAUGGAAGCUUGUUUCCACCACUAAAUAAAAAAUAAAAAAGAUAAUUGUGACUUUUUAUCUCACAAUUUAGAUUUUUUUUUUCUUAGAAUUGCGAGAUUUAAAGUCAAAAUUAUGUGAUAUAAACUCGCAAUUGCGUCAGAAUUGCGAGAAACGUUUUCUUGCAUUUGCGAUUUUAUCACAAAUUCUGACUUUCUCACAAACUUUUGCGAGAUAUACUCACAAUUGCGUCUUAAAAAGUCAGAAUUGUGAGAUAUAAACUUACAAUUCUGACUUUUUUCUUAGAAUUGCAAGUUAUAUCUCGCAAUUCUGACUUUAUAAGACGCAAUUGUGAGUUUAUAUCUCAAUUCUGACUUUAUAACUCGCAAUUCUGACUUUAUAUCUCACAAUUCUGACUUUAUAACUCGCAGUUCUGACUUUAUAUUACAAUUCUGACUUUAUAACUACCAGUUCUGACUUUAUAUCACAAUUCUGACUUCAUAACUCACAAUUCUGACUUUAUAUCACAAUUCUGACUUUAUGACACACAAGUUUGAGUUUUUAUCUCACAAUUCUGAGAAAAAAAGUCAGAAUUGUGAGAUAAAAAGUCGCAAUUACCUUUUUUAUUUUUUAUUUUUAUGGUGGAAACAAGCUUCCAAUGGGCUUCAGUAAUUUCUAAAUGUCCUGCAUAAAAUCGGACAGAUGAUCAGCUGUGAUCAAUCCUGACAUGGACUGCAGAAUCUGAGGGUUGUAUUAGAGACGGAGCCGGUGUGUGAUAAAACAGCUGCCAUAUUCUCCAGAAUCAGGUUCACGUGAUGGUGAUGAACUCGACGGACGUUUCUCUCUUCCUCUGAGGAUGAUGGACGGGUCAAAGUCUCUCUGCGCUGCUGAUGCCUUCGGUUCAGCCCAUAAUAAUGAAGCACUUCUUCUUUAAGAACUUCAAAAACAAAUACUGGAAAUCUGGAUACCAAAAUCAACAGAUGGACAAACACACAAACACCUCAUACACAUGGACAUGUUUCAACUACACAUCUAUAAACUAAGCUGACUGGAUAUAUUAUCCAGCGAAGAUUACAGAAUCUCACAAAACCUGUCAAAAACAAGUUCUUCACCCACAAAUGUAAAAAAAAAACAAAAAAAAAACCAAACAGUAUGAAAUGAUUUCUUUUGAGAGGUCAAUGUGUGCAAACAAUAUCACAAUAAUAAUAAUGAUGAUAAAACAUAAUAGGCUUUUAAAUAGAAAUCAAACAUAAUUACUUAUAUAUUUUUUCUUUUUUGAUUUUGGGAUGAAAUGUUCUUGACAGGUUUCCUGACAUUCAACUUCAGACUUUAUUUUGUGAUUUGUAGAAUAUGUUCAAACAGAAGACAAACUUAAGCUACAUUGUAUUGUUAUUUAUUUUAUGUAAAUCAUAUUUAUGAGUGAUUUUGAAAAAAAAUAUUUUGUGUAAAGUGUACAUACCUGUGUAAUGUUGCAGUUUCGUUUGCAUGCCUUCAUAAAAAAUAUUAAUUCUUAUUA
Molecule: messenger RNA, 4256 nt
Organism: Ctenopharyngodon idella (grass carp)
Lineage: Eukaryota; Metazoa; Chordata; Actinopteri; Cypriniformes; Xenocyprididae
Gene: notum1b
Product: notum, palmitoleoyl-protein carboxylesterase b
Exons: 11
Coding region: 542-1984 (480 amino acids)
Molecular function (GO): hydrolase activity
Source: RefSeq, a predicted model, not a curated record